AUGUUAGGUAUCAAAAGUACAUGGUCUUUUUUCAAAAACUCCCCAAGAUUUAUGGCAUUAAUUUUUAAUUUUAUUACUGUCUUUUUGACAGUUUUUCUUUUGAUAGGUUGCUACAACACAUCUAAUGAUGACACAUUUCUAGUCCGUUACGAAUUCAAUUCUGAUUCGCCAAUGUACUCAAUCAUUAAAGAGUCAUUUGCUACUUCGAAUAAGACUUCGGGUUUGGAAAAGAUUCAAAUCAGAACUGGUUAUAUGGGUGUAUGUGUCAGUAAUGUGCCAUCAAACUACGAUUUACAAGGACAGGCAUUAAGCACCUAUUGCUACGCAAGAAAAAAUCUAACAAAUACCUCAUUAUAUUCAGAUUUACAAAUUAAAUUUUCCCAAUCGUCAUCUUCCGAAAAUUCAACAAGUGAUCAGUCUACAUUGAACAUUCUUCAAAUAGCAGAAUUAACUGUGGUGAAGGUACUCCAUCCCUAUGUCCUAAUUGCAACAAUUAUCUUGACUCUUAUUAUGUUUUUACUAAUCGUUUAUGUCAUAUUACCUGGCGUUCCUAUGAAAUUCCAAGUAGACAAAUUCCUACUACUAUUAAGUUCUGUUAUAGUACUGCUCUGGGGAAUGGGGGCUAUGUAUACACAUGUUGGUAUCAGAGCAAGUUACGAAUUUGUCCCUGCAGCAAGUAUGGAUAUUAUUGACACUUAUAGAGGCAAGAAAUCCGGUACGAUGAGUUGGUUCAGUUUUUCAUUUUACUUAGUUAUCUGCGUCAUUUUUUGGUCACUAUACAUCAGAGAAAGAACAUCUGCAUCAAAAGAUGAGGAAAUUUUGAACAAUGCUACAAAUAGAAAUUUCCACUUGGGUGCCGACAAUAUCUCAAGACCAUACAUGCAAAAUCAUUACUACUCUUCAUCUGAGAACUCCUCAUACCAUUCAAAGAGAUAA
This is a messenger RNA of Kazachstania africana CBS 2517, 936 nucleotides long. It is a transcript of the gene FIG1, whose product is annotated as Fig1p. Gene Ontology annotation, biological process: conjugation with cellular fusion. NCBI's taxonomy places the organism in Eukaryota, Fungi, Ascomycota, Saccharomycetes, Saccharomycetales, Saccharomycetaceae. The record is from RefSeq and is a predicted model, not a curated record. The coding region runs from base 1 to 936 and encodes 311 amino acids. Gene Ontology annotation, cellular component: mating projection tip; membrane. The transcript has a single exon.